GCGGCCAUGUGGGGGUGACAGCGCGCGUUCCGGGAGCCCGUGGGGACUCAGCCAGGUGGCCGUCAGCCCGCCGGCCGGGCGGCGCAGGUGUGGGCGAUGGACGUCCGGGGCUUGGACUGGCUUUUGGUCCCGCUGCACCAGCUGGUCUCCUGGGCGGCGGCCGGAGCCAUGGUCUUUGGAGGGGUGGUGCCCUACAUCCCGCAGUACCGGGACAUCCGGAGGACUCAGAACGCCGAGGGCUUCUCCACCUACGUGUGUCUGGUGCUCCUGGUGGCCAACAUUCUCCGGAUUCUCUUCUGGUUUGGAAGGCACUUCGAGUCCCCGCUGCUGUGGCAGAGCGUCGUCAUGAUCGUCACCAUGCUGCUGAUGCUGAAGCUGUGCACUGAGGUCCGCGUGGGCAACGAGCUCAACGUCAAGCGCCGCUUCUUUGCAGCUGCAGAGAAUAAGGAUGAGGAAACCAAAGCCCCCCCCAGGCGGUCGUAUCUGGACUUCGACCCUCACCACUUCUGGCACUGGAGCAGCUUUGCCGACUACCUGCAGUGCGUGCUGGCCUUCGUGGGCGUCGCCGGCUACGUCACGUACCUGUCCAUCGACUCGGCGCUGUUUGUGGAGACCCUGGGCUUCCUGGCUGUGCUGACGGAGGCCAUGCUGGGCGUGCCGCAGCUGUACCGCAACCACCGCCACCGGUCCACGGAGGGCAUGAGCAUCAAGAUGGUGCUCAUGUGGACGAGUGGCGACACCUUCAAGACGGCGUACUUCCUGCUGACCGGCGCCCCGCUGCAGUUCUCCGUGUGCGGCCUGCUGCAGGUGCUGGUGGACCUGGCCAUCCUCGCACAGGCCUACGCCUUCGCCCGCCACCCCUUGAGGCCCAGCCCUCACGCAGCGCACCCCACCAGUGCCAAGGCCCUCUGAGGCGGCUGGGAGAAGGAGGACGUGUGACUGCUGGCCGCAGGCACUGGCAGGUCCCCUGUCCUCCUGCGUGGGCUCCCGGGCCGGUGGGCGGGCUCACUCGCUGGAGGGCGGCACGGCAGGCGUCACCCCCAUGGGGACGGCAGUCGUUUCCAGGUGAUGGAAGAGCAGGCUGUGUGCCCACUUGUUCUCAGAGCUCCGGGGGACCUGGGGAGCUGCCCACAGGCUGGGAAACAGAGGAGCAGGAAGGACAGGCCAUCGGGAGGCCCGGCAGGUGGCCACAGCCAGAAGUGACCUGACACCCCGGCCCGGCCCUAGGCACAGAGUGGGGACAGCACCGGGAGAGCUCAGGCCCCGGCACGCAGGGCCCUCGGUUAGAGCCGCUGGGGAAGGACAUGCUGCUGGACAGCGUGUGGCAAGGGGCUCAGGGUGGGGUGAGCCCGGCACAGAGCGCGUGGCCCAGGUGCCGUGGUCAUAAGAAAGGGGAGCCACAGUGAUGCAUGUGACAUAUGUCUCAGUGUCACUGGCUGGGUGGCCUUGCCUGGGCCACCUUCAGCACCACUGCCUCACAGGACUUGGGACCCAGCCCUUGCCCUCGGCUCAGCUCGGCCCUGGAGGCCUUGUCGCUGCGCCGGCCUCCUCCCACAGCGGGCGAGGGGACCGCCCGUGUCUGUGCCAGCCAGGCGCUGGCCAGAGCAAGCUCAGGGGCGUUUGACCCAGAGCCCAGAGCUCCACACAAGGCCUCGGCUGCACGGGUAGCGUUUCCCCUCUUUCCCGGGAAGUACGCGCAUCUCAGCACAUAGCCUGUGACGCCCGUCUGCCGGCACGGUGACGUGAUGCGCAGCUUUGCACCCCACACAAGCUGGAAGGUCUGAGCUCCAGGGCCUGGACUGACCUUCCGGGGCAGUAGGGUGGCCCGGCGCGGGCGUCCCUGCCCACCCUCUCCUGUCUGCACGGCUCUCUGUGUCCGCUGCACGUGGUGGUGAUGAGGCCGCUGGUCUGACGCCUGUCCCUCACAGCUGUCCGCCUUCCAGUCAUCCACAGGCACCUCCGCUGGGCCUGCCCUGGGCCAGCUCGCAGGCCCCCAGAUGCCACGUGUUCCAGAGGCUUCCGUGUGGCUCCCACAGGCAGCACUUCCCCUUCUGCCGGGUGGAGGGGGCCCUCCGUGCCUGCGCUGCCCGAGGCGACGGUGCUCGAGGUGCCCGUGGCGGCCGGUGGGAAGCUCUCUUCACCUCCCGAGUCUCCCUCCACGGCUCCUCAGUGUUGGAGUGGGACUCCUGCUUAGUCCUCUGGCUCGUAAGACGCUUUGAGAACAUUUAUUUAAAAAUAAUGAAAGGAGAUGUCUGUAGCAGUAAUUGCCUCCAAAUAAAAGCAUCACUGAUUAUGGCGGUGA
This is a messenger RNA of Artibeus jamaicensis (Jamaican fruit-eating bat), 2302 nucleotides long. RefSeq names its product solute carrier family 66 member 2 (gene SLC66A2). Bases 97 to 912 code for a protein of 271 amino acids. Lineage: Eukaryota; Metazoa; Chordata; Mammalia; Chiroptera; Phyllostomidae. Gene Ontology annotation, biological process: retrograde transport, endosome to Golgi; phospholipid translocation. The record is from RefSeq and is a predicted model, not a curated record. The transcript has 5 exons. Gene Ontology annotation, cellular component: endosome; trans-Golgi network.